Messenger RNA from Plasmodium fragile, 2688 nucleotides. RefSeq lists its product as uncharacterized. The record is from RefSeq and is a predicted model, not a curated record. Lineage: Eukaryota; Apicomplexa; Aconoidasida; Haemosporida; Plasmodiidae. Bases 1 to 2688 code for a protein of 895 amino acids. The transcript is spliced from 2 exons.
AUGUACUAUCACGACUUCGAGAAGGGAAUAAUCCGCAACGCAAUCGUGUCUACGAAUUCGAGCAAGUGUACAAAAGUGGAAGAAACGGACAAGGAGAAAAAAAAUUGCAUCAUAUUUCGAGAACAAUGCGAAUACUGCUUGACAAAUUUUUCGAUAAGCGGCCACCUAAUUUUAACGAAGGAAUCGUUGCUAUUCGAACCAGACCUGAGAGACAGAAAUGUGAUAACGUACGGAUUUGGCAGGUAUCAAAUUUUUAUAGAUUUGUACGAUAUUUAUGAAUGUGCUCAUAUUGUGGUUCCCACGAAGGAUACCUACCUGUGUAACAAUGAAGACACUUGUGGUUUUAUCCAAGUGUUGUUAAAAAGUAUUUACAACCGAGUAUGCGACGAUGCCUCGCAAAAGAAAAAUAGCACGGGCAGUUGCUACAGUGGUAUGAAUAGCAACUCGAGCACGGAUGAUUGGAACAAACAGAAAAGCAUUUCCUACUAUAAAUACUUCAGCAGAAGUUUGACCUAUGUAUUAAAUUUAGCCCAACCGUUGGUUCAAAGCACGUCCCAUUUUUUAGAGGACAAAAAUGACCAUCUGUUGGGAGGAACAAAUUAUUCUUCGGACGUUUCGAAGCAUGACAUAAAUGUAGACCAUCAGAGAAAGGAAGAAGAAAAUGAUGAUUUAAAAAAAAAAAAAAAUAGCUUUUUAAAUUUUGAUAUAUCCUCUCCAAAGAAUAACAUUGUGGAGCAUUUACAAGACAGUGAUUUAAAAAUUUACCAAAAAAUUAACGAGGCGGAUUAUAGCAGCGCAAUUCCUGCUCACCCAAAUAUAACCUAUAAAAAUAAUUUAAAUUUAGCCAACUCGGGGUAUUUUUUUAAGGAGGGUGAGGGGAACAAUUCCACUUUUUCGGGAAAUCAAAAGAGAGACUCCUUGAGCGUAGCUAAGGAGGCAUCGUCCAAGGGGGGAUUCCCCAACGUGGACAAAUCAAACAGUAACUUCAAGCAAACGGGUGGAAUAAAAGAGGAAAACUGCAUAAAGAGAGAAGACACUGUCACCUUUGCGAGCGAGGCACAACGCUCAUGCUCAAAGACGCUAAAAAAUAUUUCCUUCGAGUUGCAUCAUCAAAGAUUGCGAAGUUCAUCCACCGGGGACAACUACGGCAGUUCCUGCGGAGGUAUCCUUUGCACUGAGGGGAACCAGGUCCACUGGGGAAACAAGGGAACAGGUGGAGAACCUGGACCGAACCUCGAAGGGCAGAAAAAGGCGAAGAAAAAAUAUGAAGAGAAAAGCUUUGUACUGUUCAGAUUCUUUAACAACAAUAAGGCAUACGAAACCACAACAAAGAUAAUCAAAGAAAUUGAUGAAGUCAGAAAAUCAGAAAACAAAAUAAAAAAAACCAUCACCUCGGUGCCAUUUACAUCAAACGAAUUGUUAAGGUGCAUUAUUGAACAGUCUUUAUUGGCCAAAGAAUCGAAGAAAAAAACACAGGGAGCGAAUGAUGCUAAGGAUUUAAAUUAUUUACCAUUAGUCCCCAAACUGGAGUACAUUAACGGUGCAGUAAAAUUGUUAACCAAAGAAAUGACUAAGCAGAUAAACUACUACCUCCCCCCAACACUCAGCAUUAAAAUAUGGAAGCUCGCUUUUUGCUCAAGUAUACACGGGGUGUCUUUCAAAACCUUGUACAGGAGUGUAUCCAAUAAAGGCAGCGUAAUUUUGUUAAUCUGCGAUAUGGAGAAUGUAUUGUUCGGGUGCUUCCUGGACAAAUUACACUGCGAUAAUUGUUACUACGGCUCUGGGGAAAACUUUUUGUUUACGUUCAAAAAAGAGGACAAAGACGUGCAUGGAGACAAGGAGAGAAAAAUAAAAGAUGAAGACGGGAAUGUGGAUAAUAAUGGAAACCGUUUUGCCUAUGACAAGAGUAUGGACAAUUUUUACCCAUUAGGAGGGAACUUUGAAAAGGUUAAGCGGAAGAACAUCGCUUCAGACAUCAAUGAGGGGAAGCUGGGAAAUAAUUCGAGGUCCAAUUCGCAGGAAAAGCCCGGCACUGAUUUUGAAGACAGCUUGAAGGACUCCUUUAGGGGCGAUGCAGGUCAAGAGGUCCCCUCGCGCACUCCCCUCGAUUACAUGAAUAGAUACAAAACGGAUAUGCACGAUUUGGAUGGCGGCGAAGAUGAAGAGGCUGGUAGCACGGUUGGUGGGGCGUGUAGCGGUGGCGCCUAUGGUGGUAACGAUAGGGGCGGGUACAACGACAAGGAUAAUGUUACGUCUCGGGGCUGUUACCAGUACAACGAUAAAAACCGUGGCGCGUCGUCGGACGCCAUGCAGUGCAGUACAGAAAUACUCAACGAGGGUAAGUACAAGCAUUUAACCCACCUCCCGGGGAAGAAGCAGCCCCCGAAGGGGAACAACCCCGGAGGUACCAAAAAUAGCGAAACAAGCGAAAACAAUAAAAAAAAUCAAAGUGGCAAUGAUAAUGCGGUCAUUAAGGUGUUCAACUGGACCACUCGAAACAAUUAUUUUGUCUACUCGGAUGAAAGGUCGAUAACGAUAGGCGGCGGGGAUAACUGUUCGCUGCUCAUUAAUGACGAUUUGUGCAAAGGGCAGACCAGCAGGAGCAGUACAUACGAUAACGACUUGCUGACCCAUGACGAGGAAUUCGAAAUUCAGUUUUUGCAGCUGUGGGUGUUUGACGAUUUGUAG